CGUUUAAGGCGUGGCAUCGGCUCCGGGCGCUUGAAGGAGACUUGGGGACGGCUUGUUCACAUAAGUGGUUGGAGUCGUCCCUGCAGCUGCUUGCUCUCCAUGAGGAAGAUGCUCGCGGCUGUCUCCCGCGUGUUGGCUGGCGCUGCCCAGAAGCCGGCAAGCAGAGUGCUAGUGGCAUCCCGUAAUUUUGCAAAUGAUGCUACAUUUGAAAUUAAGAAAUGUGACCUUCACCGGCUGGAAGAGGGCCCUCCUGUCACAACAGUGCUCACCAGGGAGGAUGGGCUCAAAUACUACAGGAUGAUGCAGACUGUGCGCCGAAUGGAGUUAAAGGCCGAUCAACUUUAUAAACAGAAAAUUAUUCGUGGUUUCUGUCACUUGUGUGAUGGUCAGGAAGCCUGCUGUGUGGGCCUGGAGGCUGGCAUAAACCCCACGGACCACCUCAUCACGGCCUACCGGGCUCAUGGUUUCACCUUCACUCGUGGUCUUUCUGUCCGAGAAAUUCUUGCAGAGCUAACAGGACGAAGAGGAGGCUGUGCUAAAGGGAAAGGAGGAUCGAUGCACAUGUAUGCCAAGAACUUCUAUGGGGGCAAUGGCAUUGUUGGAGCUCAGGUGCCCCUGGGAGCUGGGAUUGCCCUGGCCUGCAAGUACAAUGGAAAAGACGAGGUCUGUUUGACUUUAUAUGGUGAUGGUGCUGCUAAUCAGGGUCAGAUAUUUGAAGCUUACAAUAUGGCAGCAUUGUGGAAAUUACCUUGUAUUUUCAUCUGUGAGAAUAACCGCUAUGGAAUGGGUACAUCUGUUGAGAGAGCAGCAGCCAGCACUGAUUACUACAAAAGAGGCGAUUUUAUUCCUGGGCUGAGGGUGGAUGGAAUGGAUAUCCUGUGUGUCCGAGAGGCAACAAGGUUUGCAGCUGCCUAUUGUAGAUCUGGGAAGGGACCCAUCCUGAUGGAGCUGCAGACUUACCGUUAUCAUGGACACAGUAUGAGUGACCCUGGAGUCAGUUACCGCACACGAGAAGAAAUUCAGGAAGUAAGAAGUAAGAGUGACCCUAUAAUGCUUCUUAAGGAUAGAAUGGUGAACAGCAAUCUUGCCAGUGUUGAAGAAUUAAAGGAAAUUGAUGUUGAAGUAAGGAAAGAAAUUGAAGAUGCUGCCCAGUUUGCCACAGCUGAUCCCGAACCACCUUUGGAAGAAUUAGGCUACCACAUCUACAGCAGUGAUCCACCCUUUGAAGUGCGUGGUGCCAACCAGUGGAUCAAGUUUAAAUCAGUCAGUUAAUGGGAGAUGUGUGUAAUGAUGGGCUGUUCAUCAGCAACUAUAAGGAACAGUGUUGUCAACUUUGAGGAAAUGAUAUCCAGAAAAACAGAAGUCUUAGAAAAUAAAUAGCAUGUAAAUUAAACUGAGGGAGAGUAAGCGCAUGCAGUUUGUACAUUGUUGCAUUAGAAGAUGUUGCGUGCCUAAGUAUUUUGUGCGAUUAUUAUAUUGUAUUACCUAUUUUAGACCUUUGUAAAUCUAAUAUAGAGUUUAGCCUUCCCAAAUAAUUGUUUGGUUACUAGAAGAACACUUCUUGUGUACCUGUUCUGGCUGUGCCCUGAGAAGACACAUUCUGGUACGGUUCGGCUAAAGCCUGUUCACACUGACCAUCAUUUCGUCAUUUUUUAUUAUAACCAGGCAACAGGUAAAAGGCAAACAACUAGUUUUCUCCAUUUACACAUCAAUGGCUACAAUCUUAUCAAAUUUAGGUUCUAUACUAGUUAACAAUGCAUACCCUACAACAGCAAUUUCCAGCCUAUAUCAUUUUAAACAACCACUGUAUUUAAAAUAUCAGGGUAUGCUGAUUUUUUUUCUGAGAUUUUCCUAAUACUCUAGUUUAUCAAAACUAAAGCUCACUAUUCACAUUACAUACAGUUCUAUAAUCUUUAAAACAUUUAUAAAUAAUAGGUUUUAAAAAAAAAGAAAAGGACAAACUUUACCAGAUUCUUGGAUUAAUUGAACACAGAUCUUUUUCUUGUGUAAACUGAGCAGAAUUUCUUUGUACAUGAACAGAAGCAGCUUUAAUCACAAGCAGGAGGGUAUGUGCUCGCUCUGUCCUCCAGCUUAGCUGAGUGUGAUUAAGUCUAGUCCUCGGUCACUGAGGACUCCUGAGCCUGCCUUCUGUACUGGGAGACCGCGUGCCACAGCCGACAGAGGACACCACCACUGUGGAACAAAGGAGUUAUCAUAAGAAAAGCAAAGUUCCAACUAACAACUAAGUUCCAACUAAGGCAUACUUGUGGCAAAAGAUAUAAUUCUAGAUUUUUUUUUAAUUGGCCAUCUAAAAAAUGCAGUCCCAUUUUAACUUAGAUACUGAACGAAACCAAAAAUGUAUUUUCUUCCUGUGUGACCGUAAUACCCUUGUGCUCCAGCAGUGGUAGGACAUGGUGUUAGAAGCUUGCACAGGAGCACUAAUGGAUUGGUAUAGGACUGGCUAUUUAAAAUGACACAGGAACAAGAGCAUAGUUAUAGUUUAAAGGAGGGAGAGGUUGGGUCUAGCACAUUGGUACCUCAUGCCUUGCCUUCUGCCACACCUUGGCAUUCUCCCCAGCCUGAACCUGGCAAAACUCCAGAUCUGGGAGGGAGACGGGGUAGUAUGUUUUCAAAGACAUAGGAAAGGGAAUGAAUUUCAAGGAGGGAAAAGUUACCAGCACUGUUUCCUGCUUUAAUGUAUUCACCCAGAAAAAGUUCUAUUACACAAACUGUUUUGAAGCUCUUACCGUAGUCUAAGGCAUCUUAAGUCUUCCUUAGUGAUAUCAUUAAGAAUAUCAGAAAGUGUAUAAUUCUCUUCAACAAUCUGAAACAAAGAUCAAAUACAUACGAGAUAAGCAGCUUUUAACAAUAUCAUAGGAAUAGUUUUUGGUUAUAAGUUUACCUUUUCAAUUGUAUUUGCAUCUGUUCCUUGCAGUUGUAGCCAGUCUAUAAGCUCUUUAUCUGUUCCCUGCCUAGGAGGGGGUGCUAGGUUCUUUGUCAUACCUGUAACAAUUAGAAAUUUGUUUCAUUGUGUAUUAAUUGUAACCAUAAAACUCUUCAACAGUAAAUAUCCGUGACAUAAAAUGUUAUAUGAAAAGGAGAUGUAUUAAACCUGUGUCAUUCAUCUGCUCUAACGUCUUACACAAUUCCUAGUUCUCAGACUGUCUUUCCAGAGAGAAUUACCCUUAACCUCAGCACCUUAAUUUUGUAAUUUGAUGUCAUCUGUCUCACUUUAAAUGCUUAUUUCCCUGUGUUUAAAAAAAUCCCUUUUCUUCGGGUGCACAUCCCUAACUGCACUGAAAAAUCAAAUGAAGCAGGUUGUAGUAUUGAAAUUUUACAGCAGAUUAUGUAGUCCAUAUCCUAAGAGGUAGCUGUAGCCCAUAAAAGGAGAAAGUCAGGUUUACUGAGGUAUAAUUUUGGCAGUAAACCGCCUCUUUUACUUUUACUUCUGACAAACUCAGUCAUGUUACUACUACAAUUGAGAUACAGAUAUUUCCAUUAACCCACAAGGUUCUUAUGUGUUCUCUUAUAAUCUGUCCCCUCUCCUACCCAUUCUGAUUUGUUUUCUGUCCCUGCAACUUUCUCUUUUCCAGAGAACGCUGUGAUUGGAAUCAUAGUGUAUAGCCUUUUGAAUCUGGUUCUUUCACUUAGCAUACUGUUUGCUAUUUCCAUGUUGUUGAAUGUAUCAGCAGUUCCCUUUUUUAAUCAUUGAGUAGUCCAGAAUCUGCUAGAGUCCUGGUUUAACAGAAGAUAAUCUCAAUUUUUUUCAAGGCUGUUUUAACAUUAGGCAGAUUUUUAGUUUGUCUCUGACACACCUAACAGAGUACCUGAACGAUGACUCACCAUUAUAAUUGAAUUGUAAUUGAAGGUGAUAUAAUUCUUGAGUUUUCUGUUCUAGCGUUAGCCGUAGAAGAUUCUGGUACUCUCUCUCUUUUUCAACUAGGUGUUCCAAAAGUCUGGUUUAAAAAAAAAAAAAAAAAAGCCACCAUUAGCCCAACACCAUCCAAUUCCAGUUUGAACAGCUGUUGAACAUUAAGAGAUUGUGUUGGGAUUGUGCCUUUAAAUUUUUUUUUUCAGUCAGCCCAGAAGGAAGCAGAUUUGUUUCUUCUCCAGAGUUCUGUGAAUAGGUUUUGCGUGAAUCAGGUUUCAGCUUAUGCAGGGGAAACUUCCUUUUUUCUUUCACUUGACAUUAAAGAUCAGUACUUGGAAUGUGGGCA
Messenger RNA from Sciurus carolinensis (gray squirrel), 4217 nucleotides. It is a transcript of the gene Pdha1, whose product is annotated as pyruvate dehydrogenase E1 subunit alpha 1. Lineage: Eukaryota; Metazoa; Chordata; Mammalia; Rodentia; Sciuridae. The record is from RefSeq and is a predicted model, not a curated record. Gene Ontology annotation, biological process: pyruvate decarboxylation to acetyl-CoA. Bases 100 to 1272 code for a protein of 390 amino acids. The transcript is spliced from 11 exons. Gene Ontology annotation, molecular function: pyruvate dehydrogenase (acetyl-transferring) activity. Gene Ontology annotation, cellular component: intracellular membrane-bounded organelle.